CCCACCUCCCCCGUCCUCGUCUCGAUCCGCCCCUUUUUCUCGUUCGAAUCCAUUGGAGCCCACGAGGUCUCCCGUAGCCAUAACCCCUCCACUCACGCGGAAGAUUCUGCCGCGCCCAGCACCUCACUCUCGCUGCAUCUUCUUCUUCUUCUCGCAGGCUUUUCGCUUCUUCUUCCGUCCGUGCAAGAACCUCCGCCGUUCGUGGAGCUUCCGGCGCCGGCCGGCGGACAAAGGCAACCGGCCGGAGGUUCUUGCAAUCAAUCUUGCAUUGAUCUCGCAGAAUUUAUUACGGAACUCAAUCUCGUCGAAAUCCGCGAUCUUCAUUUUCCUUGGAAUCCGUGCAUGUUUGUUUGACUUCCUGUCUCCACCGGCCCGAAGGAAGAAGGUUCGCUGUCGGAAAAAGCCGCCAUGUCUCGCCUUGCGCGGCGGAAUCCUCCGACCCCGACGGAGCCAGCGGCGAGGAAGGCCAAGAGGGCCCCGUCCAGCCUGCUGCUGCGCAUCUCUGACAUCUGCAAGGUGCAUUCCGUCGGCGUCGCGCCGACCGUCCAUGAGAAGCCCAAGACCGACGCCACCGGCACCGGCACGGCCACCGGCGAGAGCAGCGAAGACGGCGCGCACCUCAAAGUCCACCCGCACCAGGCGUCGUCCUCCGACAACAACGACGAGUGCCUAACUGAGAGCUCCUCCGCCUGCUGCGAGGAAGAGGUAGUCGAGAAGCUCCUCGACGCGAUUUCUUGCCUGAAGGUGGCCUAUGUCAAUCUUCAGAACGCUCAUGUGCCGUAUGAUCCUGAAGAGAUCGCGAUCGCCGGCGACCGUUUUGCGUCGGAGCUUGAAGAGGCUGCCAACUUGCAGGAUUUGUAUGUGAAUAUGAACGAAUGGAGCAACCCGAGGUAUCUGUCUCAUAUAAGCUCUAGAAUUCAGGAGUAUCAGGACUUGGUGAUGGACCUGCAGGCUGACAUCUGCAAGAAAGACUCUGAAAUCGGUUGGCUACGGCCCGAGCUGGACGAGCUGGAGAGGAAGAACAUGGAACUGGAGGAGAAGAUUGGCCGUAAUGGGUCGUGCAGAGAAGGAUGCUUCACAAUAAGGAAGGGGGUGUCGACUGAGGUGUUCAUGGAUCUAUAUGAGCGUUCGUCGAAGGUUAUCCAUGAUUUUGCAAAAUACAUCUUUGAUUUGACAAAAGUUUCAGGAUGGAACCUCAGCCUAUCCACAUUUCCAAUCGACAGUCAAGUUGUAUAUGAGAGAAGGGCUGACAAGAAGUAUGCUGUUGAGGCCUAUUUUGCUUGCGUGAUGCUUAUGGGGGAUAGACAUGACCAUACAUCCCUGGAUUCAGUUGACCGUAUCAUGAGUUUCAAAGAUCCAUUUGAUGCUCUGAUGACUGAUCCAGAUUCUAGUUUCGGGAGAUACUGCAGAGCAAAGUAUCUAGUUGCUGUGCCCCAGAGUAUGGAGGAUUCCUUCUUUGGAAACUCGGAUCACAGAGCAUUUGUCGAGAGCGGCGGUCAUCCAAGGACGCCAUUUUACCAGAAAUUUGUGAGGAUGGCAAGAUUUACAUGGGCACUACUCGCAGCUGCUCGUGCUCUGAAUCCCAGAGCUGAAAUGUUUUAUGUCAAGACUGGUGUUCAGUUUCGGAAGGAGCACAUGGAAAGUACUCCAGCCAAGAUUAUCAGAGAAGAGAAGUUCAGUGUUGGGUUUACGGUCAUACCGGGGUUUAAGAUUGGGUGCACUGUCAUCAGAUGCAGGGUAUACUUGUGUAAGGUUAACGCAAUGGACUUCUGAACACAUCAUAUGACAACCAUUUGGUAAGCAAUCAAUUAGCUA
This is a messenger RNA of Hordeum vulgare subsp. vulgare (domesticated barley), 1815 nucleotides long. RefSeq names its product protein GRAVITROPIC IN THE LIGHT 1-like. Bases 409 to 1773 code for a protein of 454 amino acids. The record is from RefSeq and is a predicted model, not a curated record. Gene Ontology annotation, biological process: response to red or far red light; negative gravitropism. Lineage: Eukaryota; Viridiplantae; Streptophyta; Magnoliopsida; Poales; Poaceae. The transcript has 2 exons.